Molecule: messenger RNA, 2117 nt
Organism: Aphanomyces astaci
Lineage: Eukaryota; Oomycota; Saprolegniomycetes; Saprolegniales; Verrucalvaceae
Exons: 4
Coding region: 43-1707 (554 amino acids)
Biological process (GO): activation of store-operated calcium channel activity; intracellular calcium ion homeostasis; store-operated calcium entry
Cellular component (GO): endoplasmic reticulum; plasma membrane
Molecular function (GO): protein binding; calcium ion binding; calcium channel regulator activity
Source: RefSeq, a predicted model, not a curated record
GCGCAGUCAAUCUUUCCUGGUCGAGUUGUAUUCUACCAGACGAUGAUGGUUCGGCGACGGUGUAUCGUACUGCAUCUGGCUGCGCUCGUCCUGAUGUACAUGGCCACUGCGGAUGCAACGGACUCUGCGUUGGCUCUGCAUGCCAUGGAAGACGAAGACCAGGAUGGAGUCAUGAACCCGAAGGAGCUCACCGUGUUGCGUGAAAAGCUGCAUCAUGCGUUCGACACGGACGCGAGCGGUCGCAUCGAAAAGGACGAAAUGCGCUCCGUGCUGCAAGUGGACCACGUGUCGAAAGAAUUCAACUCGAUGGACAAGGACGACGACUCAUACGUGUCCACGGACGAACUGGACUCGAGAUACGACCAGCUCGGGGCGGAAAUGACGGUGGACGAAGUGGCAGACUGGGUGUCGUACUCGGUGCAUCUCCCUCAAUACGCGCAAAUGUUUCGAGACCAUUUCGUGUCAGGGUACACGUUUCCACUGCUCAUGGAGAAAAACGGGGAGCGACUGGCCGAGCUUGGGAUUGCCAGUUCUUUGCAUCGCCAGCAGUUGGCGUUGAUGAUGAAGCGCAAGAUUGCUCAAGUCGGCAAGGCGCCAGUGGAAGUCAAAGAUAAGUCGUGCACGGUGCUGCCCGCGAAAGCGUCUCGUCCCCCCAAAGUCAAAUUGCAGUGGACUCCGCCGCCCGAUCAACUGACCGCGUCGUCGCAGUAUCAAUUGCAGGUACAACGUCACAACGACUGGCACACGUUAUCGUUUGGCAAAGAAACGAGUCACAGCCACGUGUUGACACCGUCCGACGUGGACGACGACGCCACGUCCCAACACUUCCGCGUGACCACAUGGAACACGUUUGGGCGCAGCGGCCGCGUCCAUGUCGAGUGCCGUGAUGUGGCAAUCUCUCCUGCAUCGUCCGCCAUCGCCAUCGCCGCCCCUGUAUCGCAGGACCAUGCCAACAAGUCGGAGCCGUCGUCGUCGUCGUCGCUGUUGGCAUUUUACGCGACGUACUUGUUUUGGCUCGACGAAGUGCUCGUGUUGACGGUGAUCGUACUCGCUCCGUUGCGCAUGUUCAUAUAUGGGGACGCCAACUUCUUCCUGCGCUUGUGUCGCCGGCUGCCGCCCAACGCGCCGACUCGCGUCGAAGUGACGCUCGACACGUCCACGCCAUCGCCAUCGCCAUCCGCCGCCGCUACCGCGCGGCUCCGUGUCAAAUGGGACCGGCCUCUGGACAACCAUGUCGACAUUGUGUGCUACUGCGUGCGCUACGUAGAUGAGGCGGGGCUAACCCACUACCUGAAGCUCACCGAGCGGCCGCUGCCGACCUUGUGCUAUAUUCCUGGGCUCAAGUUUGGGCUCACGUACAAGUUUACGGUCGAAGCGACCAACUCGUUUGGCCUCGUGAGCAAGUCGGCGCAGUCCACGUACAUGGCCACCAAUCCCGUACAGGUGCCUGCGGUCGCGCCGUCCGCCCCCCUCGUACCCCGCGAUCAGUGCUACAUCUGCCUCGACCCGACCGAAACCCGAAGCGGCGGGUGGAACGUCGGGCUGCACUACUGCUCGGUGUGCGACCGCCAGUUUUGCAACAAUCACAAAACGUACACGAGCCACAACUUUAUCAUGCACUGUCCCGCCAUCAACGGCAAGUGCGUGUGCAGCCGGUGCCUUCGACCUGCGGCCCGCCCGCGUCUCAAUGGAACGGCCAGCCUUUGACCACCCCAUUUUGUGAUUCUAACCACAGACAGCUAUGUACGACCUACUAGUACUGUAUGUAGUGCACUUGAUCGUACAGUAUGCUGUCGAUUCGCACAGCAUAGUACAGUAUGAUCUGCGCCAAGGGUAGAAAAAAUCGUGUGUAUAUAUUGUUAACGUUAACGAACACGGGAGCAAACCAACAUACUAUUGGUUGGGGUUCGAGUUGUUUCACUUUUGCUUGACAUGUCUUGUGCUGGCAAUGCUGCAUAGGCACGUUUCGACUGACUGCCCAUGUGGUUGCAUGGUGUGUGUGUGUGUGUGGCUGUGAUGAGUUUACAAGGGACAAGCCACGCCACAUCGCAUGACAUGUGUCCUCCCGCGGUGCGCACCCACCCCACCGAUGCUUCGUCAACGAGAAUAGACGCGCC